UCAAUUCGAAAGCCAACACUAAAAAGAUAUGCUAGCAUGGAAAACAGUACUUUCAGCAUGAAGGAGUUCGAUCAGUCAUUCGAAGAUUCUCUUGCGCGUGGAUUUGAUGACGGGGUCUUGCAGCUCCAUGGCCCGCAGGCCAUUGAUCUUCUGCCAAGCGAUGAAUUUAUUCUAGACGCUACGGAGGAAAAGCCACCAGAUGACCUUCAUGGGCCUGUCGUGGGGGAAUCAUAUAAUUACUCGCUGCAAAAUGGCAGCAAAAAGCUCAUCAUGUUUAAUUUUUUCAAAAUUCCCGGCGAAGAUGACCGACUUGGUUCAUACCGUGACAUAGAAACUCUGAAAAAAAUUAGCAUCGCAUUUAAUUUCAAUGUCGAAAUUUAUGAAGACCUCGUCAAAACGGACACCGAAAAGGUUCUCGAUCGUAUACAAAGAGACAAAGAACUCGAAAAUACGACGUUGUUGAUGAUCGUAGUCAUGAGCCACGGAGAUGGAAAAAAUGCCUAUUGUUUCAAGAGUUCAGACGGCAUGAGCGUCAGUAUGGAAGAGCAUAUAAUUGCUCGUUUUAACGACAUAAACUGUCCUCAAUUGAAGGGGAAACCUAAGAUUAUGGUCGGCGUCUUCUGCAGAGACACCAAGAAUGCUGACACCUCGUCUCGCCCUGAAGAAAUUUCGGAUAAUUUUCUAAACGAUACGGUAAUAAUUUACUCGGCCAAGGAAGGGGAGAAAUCUUACAGAUGCAAAGAGAAUGGGUGCUUUCUAGUGCAAGCUCUUUUCCAAUCUUUAGAGAAUCGUAGCUUCACUAGCUUUCGUGAACUCGUAGCAAGAUUUCACCUGGCUAUGGGAGAAUAUUUGGAUCCAGAAAUAAAGUUCAUAAAUUUUAGGGAUGUAAAUCUCUUCUAGAGAGUUUGAUAGUUAAAUUACCAUGCAGUCUAGAAUAAAAUUGAUAUAAUCUCACUAUCAGCGAAAUUUAACCAUCUCAGAAUAACAUGAUGGACGUUAGAAGAUCUUCUAACAACGAAGUCAAGUUUGACAUAUUGAGUCGGUGGUUUGUGGUGCAAGCUUUGGACUAGUAAUCUAAGGUCAAUAUAGUAUCUCAGGAUUAUGCGGGUGGAGAGCCAGCUUCAGUUCCCGUGGAGAUCGAUCUUCCCUGCCAUGGAGAGCAUGAUUCCCUGAUCAACAACAAGUGGUGAAUGAGAGGCUUGUUAUUAAGUGACGCCAGUUCGUGUCUUGAAACACUGCCAUCAAUUGUAACAUCCCGUUUUAAGCAGUGACCAACAAGCGGUGAAUAAGAGAGGCAUUUCGGAUGAUUCUGACUUGUGUCUUGAAACACUGCCAUAAAUUUUAACAUCCCGUUGUAAGCAUUGACCAACAACUGGUGAAUGAGAGAGGCUUGUUUGGUUUCCGACAUGUGUCUUGAAACACUGCCGUCAAUUUUUGCCCAAACCACUCUAUCGGAUUGGCUGUGAUUCCAGUAAAAAAUCAUUUUUGAAUGUCCCAUGAUUUUUUACAGGAGUUACAUCUGUGCAAAUGGAGUUUUUCGUCAUUGUUGAGCCUCGUUUAAAAUUCGAUAUGAGUUGGUUCUAAUAAAUCCUAAUUAUCUGCGA
Messenger RNA from Hyalella azteca, 1604 nucleotides. RefSeq names its product caspase-1. NCBI's taxonomy places the organism in Eukaryota, Metazoa, Arthropoda, Malacostraca, Amphipoda, Hyalellidae. The coding region runs from base 37 to 900 and encodes 287 amino acids. The record is from RefSeq and is a predicted model, not a curated record. The transcript is spliced from 2 exons. Gene Ontology annotation, biological process: proteolysis. Gene Ontology annotation, molecular function: cysteine-type endopeptidase activity.